AUGGGCCAUGAUGAUGAUAUGAACUUAGUCGUUGGUCGCAUAUCUCCGUCGGCCCGUACAAGUAUAUGGGAUGGUGUGAUCCAACUUAAGAGCAUCGCGGUGUUUGUGCUCGCUUUCUUUAGAAGCGGGAAAAAAAUUCAAGAUAUGGUCUGGCCGAAAACCAUAGAAAUCGAAAGAAGAGUGAAAUGGGGGGAUUUUAAAGAAUUCCUCAAGGAUCUUCGCUACUCUCAAAACCGGUCGAUAAUGGUAAUUUCCCUGUGCUUGAAUGCCGAGUCUUCGAAAAAUGGCUUAGGGGGAAUGAAGGAGGUUGCAAAGAUGUUAAAAUUGAACAAAAGAAUUGGUUUAGCAACAAUAGAAGAUGAUACAUGUAUUUAUGUAUGUCCUGGGCAGAAGGAGAUAAUAACAGUCCUUAAGAAAUAUGGUUUCUGGAAAGGCACGUCAACAGUCCAUACAAACCAAGACUCUUUAAUUGGUUUUGUUGUACGGGACCGAAGAUCACCGGUAAACACAAGCAAGGGAGAGAUAAGCAUUGACAAAAUAAAAGAAAUUGGGGUUACUCAUGUGGAAGCACAACAAGUGAUAUAUGAUCAACGAUCAUACCCUGUUCACCCUCUUCAUGUUCCAGUAGAUGACGGCAUAUAUUUUCGGCGUCCUGCUCUGGUAUUAGCAGAGCAAGGCGCAUAUCGUCCAUAUCCUCCUCCUGGACUACUAAGUCAUGACUUUCAUUCUCCGCAUCCUCCUCCUGGACUAUCAGGUCAAGGGUUACAUCCUCGACAUCCUCCUCAUGCCCCAGAAUGUCAAGGCGUGCUUCACUCGCAUGCUCCUUGCGCAAGAGACCAAGGUUUCAUUUCCCAUCGUCCUCCCAAUUUUGCACCAGGAUAUUUGAGGCCCUCAACUGGUCAUGGAAACAACAAGGGUUCACUACACUUGAGACCACCUAGUGGUUCUGCUUCUGGUCGUGUGUGGCCUCCCAUGUCGCACCCAAGGUCCGGGAACGAUCUUUAUGGUUUUGAAAGAUCGAAAGGUUUCUCUCGCUCUAGCUCCACAUAUUACUCUAGAUACGACAAUGGCUCAGGUAGCUGGCCUCGCAAGUAA
This is a messenger RNA of Triticum turgidum subsp. durum (durum wheat), 1095 nucleotides long. Lineage: Eukaryota; Viridiplantae; Streptophyta; Magnoliopsida; Poales; Poaceae. The record is from the annotation of a GenBank genome assembly.